GCCUUCACGUCACCAUGGGUUUCGAGGAUAUGGCGCAGCGGAUCAUGACCGGUUAAAACGAGCAUUGUUGCAACCGGUUCAAUCUUGGGAAAGGAAGUGGCAAUACCCUUCUAAUGGGAAAAAUUUCAAAGUGAUGAAAUGGGUUAAAGCCGAUAGGAAGAUCAGUUUUAUUGAUGAUGACGACGAUGAGGUCGGAAACGUGGCAACACCAACUCGCCUUCCGAUUGUUGAGGAUACUCCAACUCCAACAGCAUCGAUACAACCGCCCACGGAAGCAUCAACGCCUCAACCAUCGGAGACGGAACCUGACACCGCAAGUUUCUUGAGACCGCUACCGCACCUAUCAUCAAUACCCAAAUCGUCAUCGUUACUUCGCGAGGCCUCUCUUACAUCAGCGGUUAGCACGCCCGGAGAAACGAUUACCACCAACAACAAUAACACGCCACGCGAUGUAGAAUCAUCCCUAGGGAACAGCCCGGAGAUGGAAGGGUUGGAUGAUGACGAAGAGCAGAUGGAUGACGUUAUCACGUCUCAAUCGAUUCCCCAAAAGAACAAAGUUAAUAAUUUGGAAUUCAAUGUAGAAUUAAAGCAAGUUAAUGAAAAUAUUGAUUUAUUUAAAAAACAAUCAACGAGCGUCGUAUUUAGCAAAAAUCAAGAUGAAUACAUAGUUCGAGAGAAACCGAGUAAUUAUGAUGAAGCCGAUGAAUAUGGUAAUCAAGAUGAAGAUGAUUAUGGUGUAAGAACCGGUGAAUACGUGAAUAGAAUUAGUGAAUUUGAUACCAGGAAUAGUGAGUUUGAUGGUAAUACAGGUGAAUAUGGCAGUAACGAAUAUUUAGGCAGGACAGGUGAAUAUGGAGUUCAAAAUGAUGAUUAUGGGGAACCUUUAAGUGAUUUUGAUGAUCAACCCAACGAUUAUGUUGGAUACGAUGACCAACAAGUUGGUAUACAGAGUCAAAUAAGUGAGUUUCCUGAACCACAAAAUCCUUAUCAAGAACAGAAAGUGAAUGAAUUCACCGAACUCAACGAAGCAAAGAACACACAAGAUGACGAUAUUGAACAAGGUCAAUUUAACAUAGAUACAUUUGGACAAAAUAUUCAGGAUGCGUCUAUUUAA
Molecule: messenger RNA, 1114 nt
Organism: Funneliformis caledonium
Lineage: Eukaryota; Fungi; Glomeromycota; Glomeromycetes; Glomerales; Glomeraceae
Source: the annotation of a GenBank genome assembly